Sorghum bicolor (sorghum) is the source of this 2552-nucleotide messenger RNA. RefSeq names its product 3-ketoacyl-CoA synthase 4. The record is from RefSeq and is a predicted model, not a curated record. Gene Ontology annotation, biological process: fatty acid biosynthetic process. Gene Ontology annotation, molecular function: acyltransferase activity, transferring groups other than amino-acyl groups. The coding region runs from base 308 to 1870 and encodes 520 amino acids. Gene Ontology annotation, cellular component: membrane. Lineage: Eukaryota; Viridiplantae; Streptophyta; Magnoliopsida; Poales; Poaceae. The transcript has a single exon.
CUUGGCAUUAUUUAUCCCCUCUCCCUCUCCCUCUCCGCAACAACCCGUCCCCGCUUCCGUCCUACGCCGCCGCCGCCGGAUUCGCUCCCGUCUCCGGCGGCCACGCCCAUUCCCCGCACCCCCACCUUGCGUCCUCCGCCAGCUCCUCCCGGCCGCCGCGCAACUAUCUCCACCCCACGAUUACAGCGACCACGAGACCAGCAACGCCUCCUUCCACCAACGGGAAGGAUCCAUUCAGCCAGUCCACGCACACCGCGUCUUUGACUCGCACUCCGCUUCCAGAUCUAGGCGGACGGGCCGAGGAACGAUGAACGGAGGCGCCGCCCCACCGUCGGCGGCGAGCGCGGCCGCGGCCGCCGCGACGCCGCCUCACCGGCGGCUGCCGGACUUCCUCCAGAGCGUGAACCUCAAGUACGUCAAGCUGGGGUACCACUACCUCAUCACCCACCUGCUGACGCUGAUGCUGCUUCCGCUGAUGGCCGUGAUCCUCCUCGAGGCCGGGCGCACCGACCCCGACGACUUGCGGCAGCUGUGGCUCCACCUCCAGUACAACCUCGUGUCCGUGCUCGUCCUCUCCGCCGUGCUCGUGUUCGGCGCCACCGUGUACGUGCUCACCCGCCCCCGCCCCGUCUACCUGGUCGACUUCGCCUGCUACAAGCCGCCCGCACACCUCCAGGUGCGGUUCGAGGAGUUCAUGCGCCACUCCAAGCUGUGCGGCUUCUCCGAGGACGCGCUGGAGUUCCAGCGCAAGAUCCUGGAGCGUUCCGGGCUCAGCGAGGAGACGUACGUCCCCGAGGCCAUGCACGCGAUCCCGCCGCAGCCCACGAUGGCCAACGCCCGCGCCGAGGCCGAGACCGUCAUGUUCGGCGCGCUCGACAACCUCUUCAAGUCCACCGGCGUCAAGCCCAAGGACGUCGGGGUGCUGGUGGUGAACUGCAGCCUCUUCAACCCCACGCCGUCGCUGUCGGCCAUGAUCGUGAACAAGUACAAGCUCCGCGGGAACAUCCGCAGCUUCAACCUCGGCGGCAUGGGUUGCAGCGCCGGCGUGAUCGCCGUGGACCUGGCCCGCGACAUGCUGCAGGUGCACCGCGGCACCUACGCCGUGGUGGUGAGCACGGAGAACAUCACCCAGAACUGGUACUUCGGGAACCGCAAGUCGAUGCUGAUCCCGAACUGCCUGUUCCGCGUGGGCGGCUCGGCGGUGCUGCUGUCGAACCGCGGCGCGGACCGGCGGCGCGCCAAGUACUCGCUGAGGCACGUGGUGCGCACGCACAAGGGCGCGGACGACAAGGCUUUCAACUGCGUGUACCAGGAGCAGGACGGCGAGGGCAAGACCGGCGUGUCGCUGUCCAAGGACCUGAUGGCCAUCGCGGGCGGCGCGCUCAAGACUAACAUCACGACGCUGGGCCCGCUGGUGCUGCCCUUCAGCGAGCAGCUGCUCUUCUUCGCGACGCUGGUGGCGAAGAAGCUGCUGAGCGCCAAGAUGAAGCCCUACAUCCCGGACUUCAAGCUGGCGUUCGAGCACUUCUGCAUCCACGCGGGCGGGCGCGCGGUGAUCGACGAGCUGGAGAAGAACCUGCAGCUGAGCCCCGCCCACGUGGAGGCGUCCCGGAUGACGCUCCACCGGUUCGGCAACACCUCCAGCAGCUCCAUCUGGUACGAGCUCGCCUACAUGGAGGCCAAAGGCCGCGUCCGCCGCGGCCACCGCAUCUGGCAGAUCGCCUUCGGCAGCGGGUUCAAGUGCAACAGCGCCGUGUGGCACGCCCUGCGCAACGUCAAGCCGUCGCCCGACAACCCCUGGGAGGACUGCAUUGACCGCUACCCGGUGGAGCUCGUCGACGGCUUCCCCACGCACAAGCCGCAGCAAUAGUCCCUAGAAGUAUCAGCUCUCUCCUGUAUCCCAACCCGCCUCCCCUCCUCUCCUCUCCACACAUCCAUCCAUCCAUGGACACAGAAAUCUUAGCCUCAAAUCCUCAUCUGGCUCAUCUAGCUGGCUACUAGUGACAUAUACACCGGGCGAGGGCGGGUCUGCUUUCCCUGGACAUGAAUGAUUGCAUUGGAAGAAUCUCUAGGCUUUCCCUGCACAGGUCUGCUCUGCUCUGUUCAGUUCUGUAACCAAGUGUUCGGCAGCAUUCGGUCUUUGGUGUGUACUUCAUGGAUCAUUCGGUCCGAGAGUCCGAGCGAGAGCAUGGUCCCCCUCCCCCAGCUUGUGGCUGCACCUGAACCUGAACCUGAGGGUAAGUUUUGAGUAGUGCUGAUGAUUGUUAUAUGAACAUUUGUCUGUUCAACCAUUGCUGCCAGCAGCCGAUUGUCAUUUACCGGCACUCUGUAGUGGUCCAGGCUCUAGAUUACAGGGGAAGGGCCGCUCCUUCCUUUCAUUUCUACCAAAAAGGUCAUGUUGAUGACGAGGAAGGAGUGUCUUGUGUGUGCCGAUUGACGGAUCGAUCGAGUCUCUGUUUGUCGUGUUCAAUUGGAAAUCUUGCCCUUGCUCUUAUUUACUAUGCCCUAUGUAUAUCACUGGCAGGCUUUGAUUGAUGAGCUGAUUUAUGAUU